AUGAGUUGGUAUAAGAAAGAAGCGUCAUCUCCAAAAGUACUGCUGCUGAUUGAAUCUUAUGUACAGGUACCUAGCUCAUCACCAAUUAACAUUAAAUCUUCUCCAAGCAAAAACCACAGAGAUCUACAACCACCAAGCAGAUUGCAAUUAGACAGCAACAGCAUGGACGAGGAAGAAAAGCAGCGUAAACUUGAAGCCAAAAGACAGGCCAUUAGGAGCCACCAUGACUUCCCUGUAGUUCGUAGGAAAUUCUAUUAUUUACAAGAAAGUGAUAUUUUCAAAGGUUUCGUGAAGGGUAAAGGUAACUUAAGAGACGUUACUCAAUGGUUGACCGAUAAUUAUGAUAAGGAAGAUAUUUUGAGCAAAAAAGAAGAGGUGAACAGGGCGCUGCGCGAAUCACAAGAGAAAGAAAGAAAGAGGCUCGAAGAAGAGAGAUUCCGUCUUGAGCUAGCGAGUCGAGAGAGAUUAAAUCAGCAACUAGAAGAUACUGGUGUCAAUAGUUCCGAUGUAGAAGAUAGAACCAACAACAAUAUUAAUGGCCAUAACUCAGACUCUGAGAUGCUGCCUGUGAAAAUUGUUCGUGGCAAGGCAAGAGUGAAGCUGAUAGAUUCUUCACAGCCUAAUGGAGACUCAGAAUCACCAGCUACAUCUGAAAAUAAAGAAGAUGAAUCAACAAACGUAAACAUUUCGAAACCCAGGGUCUCAAUUCUAGACAAGUACAAGUAUAAGCCGAAAUCUGGUUUGACUCAAUCCAGGCUCGAUAGUUUAUUCAAGUCAUCGUCAACCGGUUCUUCAGAAGUGAAACCCCAGAAGAAGAGGAGACUCGUUCGUGCUUCGGAUGCAAAUGGUACCGAGUCUGAGAGCAAUAAUGAUUCUGGUUCUGUGACCCCAAUAACUUCAACAAUGCACACACCUCCAGUGCCAUUAUCGCAGCUGUCUUCCUCCACUGCACUUCACAAAUCCUUGGGGCACGAUACAAUUCCAAAAUUGAAGUUAAAAUUGCAAGAUUUCGUUCACCCCAAUUUCCAAGGUAAGGUUGAUGUAGAUGAUGAUGAGGAAGACAAUGGUAUAGUUGCAGAUGACGAUUUGGAAAGACUUGAAGAAAAGAUCAGAGAGAAUAGGAAAUUGGCGAAGGCAAGAAGAGGUGGAGCAGCCGUAGCCGCCGACGAUGACGAAGAAGAAGAGGAUUUAGAUGAUGAGAUGGAAUUAGAAGAUGAUGAGCUCAGUGAUGGAUUAUCACAGGAAGAAGAAGAUGAACAUUAUGGUGGCUUGACUAGUAUUGAUUCACAAAUUUUGGAAUUCUUAAAUGAUGCUCCAAAACAAGAUAUUGUUGAAAUAUGUCAAGUACCUCCAGACGUAGCCGACGUUAUUAUAUCGAAGAGACCCUUUGAAAACAUUUAUGCUAUAGCCGAGGAAAAGUUUGAUCAACUGACUCCACCACCAGAUGAUAAUGCUGGUGUCAAAAAGAGAAGACAGAAUAUGAGAAAACCUCUCGGACAAAAGAUCAUCGAACUUACUGAGAAGAGCUUGAAAGGAUACAAGGCAGUGGAUUCAUUGAUUAAGAAGUGUUCUGAAUAUGGAGACCUUAUCACCAAGCAAAUGGAGACUUGGGGAGUUACUGUAACAGGAGAAGGAGAAUUAGAGGUCGUCGAAUUACCGAACACUCAAGAUGGAACGGAUGUGAUUGAAAUCAAUAAUGAGGAUGAUGACGAGGAUGAUGACGAAAUAAAAGUUGUCAGCCAUACAAAUAAAAGCAAAAAAUUACGAUACUAUGAUGAAAAACCUUCCUUGCUUUCCUCCGAUAUUGAACUUAAAAACUAUCAACAAGUAGGUAUCAAUUGGCUCAACUUACUUUAUCAAAAUAAACUUUCUUGUAUAUUGGCCGAUGAAAUGGGAUUGGGUAAAACUUGUCAAGUUAUCUCGUUUAUGGCAUUGCUCAAAGAGAUUUCACAAACUAAAGAUAUAUCUGAGAGAAAGAAGAGAACCUGUCAUUUAGUAGUUGUUCCUGCGUCAACUCUUGAGAAUUGGAUGAGAGAAUUUCAAAAGUUUUGUCCUGAUAUAAUGGUUCAAGCUUAUUACGGUAGUCAAAGAGAAAGAGAAGAGCUCAGAUACGAAUUGCAGGAUCAAGAAUUUGAUGUGUUGGUAACGACAUACAAUUUAGCUACAGGUGCUGCACCAGAUUUUAAGUUUUUAAGAAGUCAACCAUUUGAUAUGAUUGUUUAUGAUGAAGGGCACAUGUUGAAAAAUUCAACUUCGGAAAGAUACACUAAACUUAUGAGAUUGAAGGCCAACUUUAGACUAUUAUUGACUGGUACUCCAUUGCAAAAUAAUUUAAAAGAAUUAGUUUCAUUAUUGGCCUUUAUGUUGCCUGGCUUGUUCAGCGACAAGAAGGAAGAUUUGGAAGGUUUAUUCAACCAAAAGAUUAGUACCAAUGAUACUCACAAAGACUACAAUCCUUUACUUUCACAACAAGCCAUUACAAAGGCCAAGACCAUGAUGACACCUUUUGUAUUGAGACGUAAGAAGGAUCAGGUUUUGAAGCACCUUCCUGCCAAGACUCAUAAAAUCGAAUAUUGCGACCUAAGUAAGUCACAAAAGAGUAUUUACACUGAAUACAUGAAACAAGCUAAAAGCACUAGACUGGAAAGGGAAAGAAGAAAACUAUUAUCACCCAAAGAGUUAGUUGCCAUUAAUAAGCUGGAUCCAAUUCCUUCUUCUACUAAUGUUAUGAUGUCAUUAAGAAAAGCAUCAUUGCACCCACUUUUGUUCAGAAAGAUAUAUGAUGAAAAGAAAUUGAAAAUAAUGAGUAAAGCUAUUAUGGAAGAGCCCGAAUAUGUCGAAGCCAAUCAACAGUUCAUAUACGAGGAUAUGUGCGUUAUGUCAGAUUAUGAAUUGAACAAUUUGUGUAAAAAAUUUCCUCAUACCCUUUCAAAGUAUGUGUUAGAAAGGAAACAUUGGUUUGAAAGUGGUAAAGUCAUCAAGGCUCUUGAAAUAGUCACUUCAGUAAUGGAAAAGAAGAAUAAAGUAUUGAUCUUUUCUUUAUUUACUCAAAUGCUAGAUAUCCUUGAAACUGCAUUGUCAUUCAAGAAGAUCAAGUUUCUCAGACUUGAUGGGCAGACAUCAGUUGAAUUGCGUCAGGAUAUAAUUGACCAGUUCUACGAUGAUGAUCUGAUUCCAGUGUUCUUGUUGAGUACUAAGGCAGGUGGGUUUGGGAUCAACUUGGUAGUUGCAAACAACGUCAUAAUAUUCGAUCAAUCGUUUAACCCACACGACGACAGACAAGCUGAAGAUAGAGCACAUAGAGUGGGGCAAGAGAAGGAAGUGUUAGUAACUAAAUUAAUUACAAGGAACACUAUAGAAGAAAAUAUGUUGCAGUUAGCUCAAAACAAGUUGGCCUUGGAUCAGAGUAUAAGUUCAGAAGAUGGCAAUGAGAAGCAGUUUGAAGAGAAGGCGGCCUCGUUAUUCGAAAAGAUAUUAUUCAGUGAUGACUCCAAGCAAAGUACACCAAUAUAG
Molecule: messenger RNA, 3513 nt
Organism: Dujonia railenensis
Lineage: Eukaryota; Fungi; Ascomycota; Pichiomycetes; Serinales; Debaryomycetaceae
Source: the annotation of a GenBank genome assembly